UGUGAGGGCCACUGGCCUGGGAAGACUCUGGCUAUGCCUGGCCAGCUGCCAUGCCUUCCAGGUGUCCAAGGUAACUGCACUCCUUAAAGGGAGCCUCUCGAGACUUGGUUUGUGUCUGUCACUGUGAUAAUCUUUUCCUAGUAGCCAAAGUACACAUCCCUAGGAUGGUGGCCAUUCUCAUACUGGCCUUCACCUCCAAGCCCAGUACUUUCCUCCUCCCUCCAUCCCUUAUUCUGCACCUCUACUCCCAGGCUUUGUCUCUUUCUGCCUUGGUGUGCCCCAGAAUCCUUGCUUGUGUUCUAUGGGGACUCCCACCCCAACCUCCAGCAAGGCACAGAGGUGAAGUAGACUCUAUCUGGAGGUGCCCCCAAGCCCUGGGGCCACACUAGGUUUCACUCUGGUAGCCCUGCUCCAUCUGUGCCACCAUGUCCACCUGGAGUUCCUUGUCCUCCCCUCCCAGGAGACUCUGCCUCCAGCCCUCAGCUCAGCCUGCACUGCAACAUCCCUAGUGCAAGCUCUUGGAGUUACCAAGGGUUGGCCACACCAGUGCCUAGUAGCACACAGCCACCUCUGGCUUGGGAGUCCCUCAUGGACUUCCCACUAAGGUAGGGGCAUUCAGCACCUUGAGAUGAAGCACACCAUUUUUCUGAAGGUGACACUAAACCCCAAACUGACAGAAUUAAUGUGACAGAAAAUGCAAGACACCCAGCACCCAGCCAGAGUUGGCCCUGGGAGGCCCUCCCCCUCACUAUCCAUGCCACCUGCCUCUGCUCCCAGGUAGGCAGUAACCCACACAGGUGCACUGUGGGCACCACUCGGGAUGCACGGGGCCAGCCUGACCUGGGAAGAACAGACCAUCCCACACCUGUGCGUCUGUGAGUACACGGUAUGCACGCACACGGCCUUGGCUCCAGCUCCAUAAAUACUGGAAAAGUGGCGAGAAGGACUGCCUAGAGGCAGACACUCACCAUGGGGCACCUGGAGGCUCUGUUUCUUGGCCUCACCUGCUGCUUGGCAGCAGCUUAUGCUGCAAAGCUGGGUGCUGUGUACACAGAAGGAGGUUUCGUGGAGGGCAACAACAAGAAGCUCAGUCUCUUGGGUGGCGACUCGGUUGACAUCUUCAAGGGCAUCCCCUUUGCCACCGCCAAGACCCUGGAGAAUCCCCAGCGUCACCCUGGCUGGCAAGGAACUCUGAAGGCCAAGGACUUCAAGAAACGAUGCCUACAGGCCACCAUCACCCAGGACAACACCUAUGGGCAAGAAGACUGCCUCUACCUCAAUAUCUGGGUCCCCCAGGGCAGGAAACAAGUGUCCCAGAACCUGCCUGUAAUGAUCUGGAUCUAUGGAGGUGCCUUCCUUAUGGGGUCUGGCCAUGGGGCCAAUGUCCUCAAAAACUACCUGUAUGACGGGGAAGAGAGUAACUUUGGCCUUCGAGAUCAGCACAUGGCUAUCGCCUGGGUGAAGAGGAACAUUGCAGCCUUUGGGGGGGACCCUGAUAACAUCACCAUCUUUGGGGAGUCUGCCGGAGGUGCCAGUGUCUCUCUGCAGACCCUCUCCCCAUACAACAAGGGCCUCAUCCGGCGAGCCAUCAGUCAGAGUGGUGUGGCACUGAGCCCCUGGGCCAUCCAGAAGAACCCACUUUUCUGGGCCAAAAAGAUUGCUGAGAAGGUGGGAUGCCCCACAGACGACACCGGCAAGAUGGCAGGGUGUCUGAAGAUCACAGACCCCCGGGCCUUGACAUUGGCCUACAAGCUGCCCUUGAAAAGCCAGGAGUACCCCAUAUGGCACUAUCUGGGCUUCACCCCUGUCAUCGAUGGAGACUUCAUCCCUGACGACCCCAUCAAUCUGUAUGCCAAUGCCGCCGACAUUGACUACUUAGCUGGCAUUAACGACAUGGAUGGCCACCUUUUUGCUACUGUUGAUGUACCAGCCAUCGACAAGACCAACCAGGAUGUCACAGAGGAGGACUUCUACAGACUAGUCAGCGGAAACACUCUCAACAAGGGGCUUAAGGGUGCCCAAACCACCUUUGACAUCUACACUGAGUCCUGGGCCCAGGACCCGUCCCAGGAGAACAAGAAGAAGACAGUGGUGGCCCUUGAGACUGACAUCCUCUUCCUGAUACCCACAGAGAUGGCUCUGGCCCAGCACAGAGCCCAUGCCAAGAGUGGCAAUACCUAUUCUUACCUGUUUUCCUACCCUUCACGGAUGCCUGUCUACCCGAAAUGGAUGGGGGCUGACCAUGCCGAUGACCUCCAGUACGUCUUCGGAAAGCCCUUCGCCACCCCAUUGGGCUACCGGGCCCGAGACAGGACUCUCUCCAAGGCUAUGAUUGCCUACUGGACCAACUUUGCCAGGAGUGGGGAUCCCAACAUGGGCAACUCACCCGUGCCCACACACUGGUACCCUUAUACCUUGGAGAAUGGCAAGUACCUGGACAUCACUAAUAAGAUAACUAGCACUUCCGUGAAGGAGCACCUAAGGGCCAAGUUCCUGAAAUACUGGGCUGUGACAUACGAGGUGCUGCCCACAGUGACUGAUGGCGAGGACACCCUCCCUCCCCCUGAGGAUGACUCAGAGGCUGUCCCUGUGCCCCCUGUGGAUGACUCAGAAGCUGCCCCUGUGCCCCCUGUAGAUAAUUCCCAGACUGCUCCUGUUCCACCCACAGAUGACUCUGUGGAGGCUCAGGUGCCUGUCGCCAUUGGCUUCUAAUAUCUUGUAAGCCUUGGCCUCAGGGUCCUCUUCUUAGCUC
This is a messenger RNA of Peromyscus eremicus (cactus mouse), 2752 nucleotides long. It is a transcript of the gene Cel, whose product is annotated as carboxyl ester lipase. Gene Ontology annotation, cellular component: cell surface; postsynaptic specialization membrane; synapse. The record is from RefSeq and is a predicted model, not a curated record. Gene Ontology annotation, biological process: synaptic vesicle endocytosis; chemical synaptic transmission; neuron cell-cell adhesion. Gene Ontology annotation, molecular function: triacylglycerol lipase activity; signaling receptor activity; sterol ester esterase activity. Bases 970 to 2712 code for a protein of 580 amino acids. Lineage: Eukaryota; Metazoa; Chordata; Mammalia; Rodentia; Cricetidae. The transcript is spliced from 11 exons.